Myotis davidii is the source of this 1687-nucleotide messenger RNA. RefSeq names its product G protein-coupled receptor 146 (gene GPR146). The record is from RefSeq and is a predicted model, not a curated record. Gene Ontology annotation, biological process: G protein-coupled receptor signaling pathway. The coding region runs from base 701 to 1687 and encodes 328 amino acids. Gene Ontology annotation, molecular function: G protein-coupled receptor activity. Gene Ontology annotation, cellular component: membrane. The transcript is spliced from 3 exons. NCBI's taxonomy places the organism in Eukaryota, Metazoa, Chordata, Mammalia, Chiroptera, Vespertilionidae.
CCGACCAUUGUUGUUGGGUUCCCCUCUUGCCAGGCAGCUCCUUCCUGGACUCACAGAACCAGACCCAGGAGGGAAGGGGAGUGACUGCAGGGAAAUGGGGGCCGGAGGGGUGGGGCCAAGUCCAGCAACCCUGCCUCCCCGCCCCCACCCCGCGAGCUCACAGGGUAAGGGUGAGAGGUCCGCACUCUAGAACGUUCCAGACACCUGUUCACACCUGGGGGGACCAGGGGCCCCGCCACCCCGCCCGUGGGAAGCACCAGACUGAAAGCGAGCGGGCACCGGGGCCUUGGAGCCGAACCUGCACCUGAAGCCAGUCCCUCCCCUCCCGUGGGUGCGGGAGGCCACACGGACGGAUGCUUACGAGCUGCCAGCAAGCACGCACGCACGCAGCCUUUCUGCUCUGAAGCCCAGCGCACAGUCCCCGCCUGUCCCCCCUGCUUCCAGGAAAUUCUCCACGGAUUUUAUUUCAUGUGACCAUCUCCCAAGAACCAGCCCAUCUGGGCCAGAACCGGACACUCGCUCGAGGCCAGCCAUUGCUGCGGGGUGCAGUCCCUGGGCCUGGCUGGGGUGGGGGGGCAGGCGGGCCUGCAGGCUGUGCUGCUGCCUCCUGGCUCUGUGCCCCGCCCACCCCAGGGACAGCACUGACCCAAGGCCAACGCGUGUCCCAGAAGGUACAACUGUGUCCUGAGUUUCUGCCCAAAUGUCUGCUCGGUUCACUUCAGCCAGCUGCCCUGGCGCCAUGUGGAGCUGCGGUCCGCUCAACGGCACGGGCCGGGGCGAGGACCAGCCCUUCUGCCAGCACUCCCAGCUGGUGCUGUCCGCCUUCUCCCUGCUCUACCUGGCAGUCGGCGUGCCCGUGGGCCUGGGCUACAACGCGCUGCUGGUGCUGGCGAACCUGCAGGACCAGGGCAGCAUGACCAUGCCCGACGUCUACUUCGUGAACAUGGCCGUGGCCGGCCUGGUGCUCAGCGCCCUGGCACCCGCGCACCUGCUGGGCCCCGGCGCCUCCGGGUGGGCCCUGUGGGGCUUCAGCAGUGAGGCCCACGUGACGCUGCUGGUCCUGUUCAACGUCUGCUCGCUGGUGACCAUGUACUCCACGGCCCUGCUCAGCCUGGACUACUACAUCGAGCGGGCGCUGCCGCGCACCUACAUGUCCAGCGUCUACAACAGCCGGCACGUGUGCGGCUUCGUCUGGGGCGGGGCCCUGCUCACCAGCUUCUCCUCGCUGCUCUUCUACAUCUGCAGCCACGUGGCGGCCAGGAUCGUCGAGUGCGCCAAGAUGCAGCACCCGGAGGCCGCCGACGCCAUCCUGGUGCUCAUCGGGUACCUGGUGCCCGGCCUGGCCGUGCUCUACGCCCUCGUGCUCAUCUCCCGGAUCCGCAAGGAGGACACGCCCCUCGACCAGGACUCGGGGAGGCUGGACCCCUCGGUGCACAGGCUCCUGGUGGCCACCGUGUGCACGCAGUUCGGGCUCUGGACGCCGCACUACCUGACCCUCCUGGGGCACACGUCGCUGGCCUUGCGCGGGGGCGCGGGGCCCGGGCCGCACCUGGGGCGCCGAGGCAAGAACACACGACAGUACAGGCCCGUGCUCUGGACCAGGUGCCUGUGCGAAGGGGAGCUGCGCUCAGGCCGGCUCCUGGAGGUGGGCGUCCCCCAGCACCCUCCCACGGGGCUUCACGAAUGA